CUGAGAGUGAGAGUGAGUCCCCUUGGUGGCUGUGGGAACUGAGAGUGAGUCCCCUUGGUGGCUGUGGGAACUGAGAGUGAGUCCCCUUGGUGGCUGUGGCAAGGGAGAUACAUUUUGUUUGGCAGUCGUGACAUACGGUGGAGUCCGCGAGAUACUCAUCAGGUGAGCAGUAAUGGUAAACAAAUGAAUCACUAGAAAUAAAAGUAGAAGAUAAAAGGUGUUGGACCUUAAAAAUUGACAAUCUCCUUGAUUCAAAUCUUCACUAAAAACAACGAAACUAAUAUCUCAAUAUUUUAAAUAAUGUUUUUAAAGACGCAUGCGUGAUACGCUAACAGAAACGAAUUAAUUUAAUCAUGUUCGUAAUUUUUUUUAAAAUGGCAAUAGUUGUAAUCUAUCUACCGUAUUUAUUGGGCGUAUAACACGCCCCCGCGUAUAACACGCACCUGAAUUUAAGAAGGAGAUUUCAGGAGAGAAAAAACUAAACAUUAUAUCGGCGUAUAACACGCACACACGAUUUGCCCGCUAUUUUCGGGGAGAAAAAGUGCGUGCUAUACUCCAAUAAAUAAUAUAUUUCGCCAGCAAAGGUCAAACAAGACGGGUCAAACACCACGCAGGCUAUUUAUAGAUACGCCAGAGUGUGGUUCAAUAAUGAGUUCACUAGCGCGUAAAAUAUAAUUCCCGAUAACUACGCUAAAUGAUAUAUAUAUUUUUUUUAAUAACGCAAUUGCGUUUGGUGCGUAUAUUUUCUUUUCGUAAAUGAAAUCGUCUCAAUUUAAGUACUGUUUAAAACUGUUUAAAAAAUAUUCGAUUUAAAAGUGGUUUGGACAUGAGAAUAUUAAUAUAGUUCAUGGGCGUGAAAUAAAAAGUGUGCAGUGACGUAUCAUGGAGGAAGGGGUGUAGCAAAUAUUGGGAUUCUUAAAUAUGCGUUACUUGAGUUCUUGCUUUGUCCAGUAACUUUACUAGAUGGGAAGUUCACGCAUUGCUGUCCCCAAUGUUUGGCGGGCUAUAUCUCGUUUUCUUUUAUUUUACGGAAAUCGAAUAUAUUAAAAUGCGCAAAAAAUAAAAUAAAUGCUCUCUUAUUUUAGUUUAAUGUUUAAGUAUUAUUAUUAUAAAUUAAAAAUACCUUUAAAAUAACAAUUAAGGAACUUUUAAAAGAAUUUUAUCUGAAUUUUAAAGUUAUGAUCCCCCCCGACUUCCAUGAUGGAUUUCAUGUUCAUGCUGGAAGCCCGCAUUAUAACAAGAACAAUAACAAACUAAUUGAGGGUCAGGAGGUCAAUGUAUUUAAGAACUGUAACAACGUAAAGAUAUAGUUAUUUUUACAUUGUAUUAAUGGUUUUUUUUUUUUAAUUUUCAUUUCCUGGUCUUCAAAGUUGCAAACCUGUCAAUUAUUUCAUCAAAAUCAACAUCCAUCAACUUUAGUACUUUUCAUAAGCUCCGCUCACAUGAAGCCACAGACACACAGAUCGUAAGAAACAAUUGAAGGCUUAGCGAGAGUAUUGGAAGAGAUUGUUGUCGACAGUCUUUUCAUCGACAUUCAAGGGUGUUCAAUUGAAACAUCCCGUCGAUGAAUGGAAGCGGCGAAGAAGGAAAAUAUCCCCUCAAGGAUACCGAACGAUAUAAUACUUGAAGCAUUUGCUACCGAACACUUCGAUUGGCGUUGAAUCAUGGUCAAAACGAUGAUUUUUCUAAGGUGGUCAAAAAGAAUUAAUUAUAAGAUCACUUCAUUUUUUAUUUUGUUUAGCUUUAACCUUGAACUUUUAACAAAGCACGCAUUUAGAUUGGUUACAAAAAAAAAACACCUGUUUUAAGUCCGUUCUUAAUAUUGCGAAAUUAAACUAAAAUUGAUUUGGUCUAAAUGUCUUCAAACAAUAUAUAUAAGAAUGAGCUAUACUAACGUAACUCCAAAAAGCCGAUAAGAUUUAAGUACAUUCGAAAUCCUAAAAACAAUCAUAUAUUUUCUAUUAUUUUACGGAAAUCGAAUGAAUUAAAAUGCACAAAAAAUAACAUAAAUACCCUUUUAUUUCAGUAAAAGUUUAAGCAUUAUUAUUAUAAAUUAAAAAUACAUUUUAAAUAAAAACCAAGAAAUCAUUUUAAGCAUUUUAUCUGAAUUUAAAAGUUAUGAACACAAAAUUUCAUUGAAAAAUUAUGAUCUAAGAAUUACAUGGUAAUCACAUUUAUCGGGAAAACCCAAACAAUAGUUUUUUUAGUGCGUUGUUAAUAUUGCAAAAUAUUUUUUUUAUUUUAUUUUGUUCUAAAUAAACACGCAAAUGGCGUCAUAGAACGAAUCACCCAUGUUUAAAUUGUUAAUUUGUAUUUUUAACAUUUAAUAAGUUUUCCCUUUUUUUAAUUCCAAAAAUAUACUUUUAUUAAAUUUAUAAAGUAAUAAAAAACGUAACCUUUAAAUAUACUUCUAUUAAGAAAAUGCCGUUUAAGUCAAUCAGUGCAACGAAACUCAAUAGCUAAAUAUCAUUCACUAAUCUACUUAUAACUUAUCCAAAUAAUAAAAAACCAUAUGAAAUGCAAAUUGUUAGUUUGGGUAUGGAAGGGACUACAAUCCAAUGGAAUAUUUUAUUAAUUUUAUUUAAAUCUGGGUGGAGUGGGUUGGUCAUUUUUUCCCAAGCAGCACAAGAUACGACUAAAAAUAAAGGAAUGAAUUUGAUAAAUAAUUAACCUUCAUUAGUAAAUACAUAUCGGAGGUAGGAAAUAGGAUGUAUACAUUUUUACGUGAAUUACAAUAUAUUUAAUUUCUAUGGUAUUACAUUUGUGAAAAAAUAUAUUUUACUUUCUCUUUUUACAAAUAUGGGUAUGUUCAUUAUGCCCCGGGAAGAACAAGAUACGUCUCAAAAUAAAGGAAUGAAUUUGAUUUUAAAAAAUAACCUUCUUGGGUAGGGCUACAUACCUUUCGGAGGAAGGAAAUAGGAUGGGUACAUUUUUACGUAGAUGACAAUAUAUUUAAAUCCUAUGGUAUUACAUUUGUGAAAAAAAGAGAUGUUACAUUCUCUAUUUACUAAUAAGCAAUUUUUACCAAUUAAGAAAAUCUAUGGCGUUAACAAAACUUUGGUACAUUUAUUAAAGUUUACCCAUAAAUAUCAAAACCCAAUAAUUUUACCCACUUGAAAAUUUAAUUGUAAAAAAUUGAGAUUGGUUAUUAUUUUGUUUUAAAGUAAUGAAACUAUAUUUUGGUUUUUACUUUACGAAAAGUUAAGUGGAUGUGUAUUUUUAUGAGAUGAACAAUUGUUAAAAAAGACACUCAAGUCUGUUAGAGGCGUGAAAAACGGUUGCGAGAUUCUACUUUAGAUAGAAGAAUUCUUUGUUUUACGAUUUUCUGAUAAUGCAUGAUUAAAAAAACAAGGCAAAAGUAUGUUUAAAUUUUUGAUGAAGAUAGAAACGUAUCAAACUCCUUUAAUAUAAAUUAUUUUUAUAUCAUAUAUAGAGUUUUGUUGUUAAUUUAAUGUUACGUUUUUAAAAAUAUUUAGAGAAAAAAGUUGGAAUUCAAGGACACGAAAAGGGAAAAUCUAAAGUAAUUCUCUAGCGUAGAAAUCGUCCAUCAAUUAAUUUCUUUAGACACAAAUGUAAUAUAAAAUGAAUGACAUACACUCAUCUGUGUUCGGUGUAACAACUGACCUUUAUUCUACAGUAUACACCCUUUUUAUACCUCUACAUUCAUGAUCACUCAUUCCACUUUUCCACGUAUUCAAGUUUAAAACAAAUAUGAAUAAAAACAACUGACCACGUCCAGUCAUACCACAUAACAACAACACAGGCCAAUCAUGUCACCAACUUCACUCACUACUCACAAUAAUAAUCGUCAGUCAUACUGUCACAACAAAAGUUAUAUAAUUAGUGAUAAUUAAGAUUGGGUCAUUAAAGGUAAUGUUUAGAGUAAAUAAUUUAUUUAGGGGCGUGAAAAGGAGUAGGGUAGGCGUAUAAUAUAUAGCAGAUAAAUACUUCUAAAAACUUCAUGAUGUUAUAAACUAAAAUAUCAUUGUAUCGAUACUUCUUUUUAAAGUUAGGAUUUGUGAUGAGUUUUUGCAAUAGCAAGUACAAAUUAUCGCGAAGGACCUACUAUUAUUAUCCCGAUAACAUCGGGUCAUUUAUUCUAGUAUCUUAAUAAACACGCAAAUGACAUCAUGGCGCAACCUGCCUAUUUUAGCCAGAGCCUUAUGUUAAUUUGAUUUAAUAACCGUGGGUGAUAAAACUGAUGAUGUAUUUUCCCGUCCUAAAAGUAAAAUUAAUAAAUAUAAUUGAUGUUUUUUUUUUUAAAUUGCUAGCCACCCCAAAAAAAAACACAUCAACUAUCACCUUUGUCUUUGUAUUUUUAACAUUUUACGUUUUUACUAAUUAUCCAUUCCAAAAAGAUACUUUUACUAAAUUUAUAAAGUAAUAAAAACUAAAUGUUUAAAUAUACUUGUGAUCACAAAAUGCCGUUUUAGUCAAUCAGGGCAGCGAAACUCCAUAGCUGAAUAAAGUUGGCUGAUGCACUGUUGCACUUAAUCACUCAUCCCAAUAAGAACAAAGCAUUAUGACGUCACGAUUACAAUUGGUUUAUUUUAAUAUCGAUAUCUAAAGAUACAAUUAUGGGACAUUUGAAAUGUGGUACAUUUUUUAAUGAUAAAAUAAAUAACCAUAAUAUUUUAAUAUACGGAAUUAUGCGUAGAAUUGUAUAUAUAUAUAUAUAUUAUUUUUAUUUUUUUUUUCAAAAGACCUAAUUAGUAAAAACAUGGAGCAAAAAAAAAUUAGGAAUGUAGAUAUAUAGUUGGAAAUAGAAUAAAAAUAUAUAUAGUUAAGAAAUAAAGUCAAUGUCCCAGAGAUAGGCUCCAGUUAGUAAUGUAGUGAAAUUAACACAAAGAAAGUCGACAAACGCAUCAAUUAUUCAAUGUUUACUGUAAUGAAAAGAAAUGUAGUUCACAAAUUUAAAAAAAAAUUAUAUAAAGAAGAAUCCCAAUUUAACUAAACUUGAAUGUUAGAUUUUCUAUUGUUAGAUUUUUCUAUUGUUAGAUUUUUCUAUUGUUAGAUUUUCUAUUGAUAGAUUUUCUAUCUAUCGCUUGGCGUUUAUGAAGUGAAGCUCUAACAUGUGUUAUAAUCCACCAUUCCCAUCCACACAUAAACACAAAAAUAAUAAUAAAGUUUAAAAUAAUUAUAAUAAUAGUAAAGAAAAACAGAGAUAAUUGACUUAAUUUGGACCUUAGAAUUGAUUCUUGUUUAUGUCCAUUCCCGUUUUUCAAUAGUGAUGUGUUCUCAACUUCCGGUUGUACUGGCUUUGGCCGCCAUGUUUCUCCAAGCACCGUCCUGGACUCAAGCGAAAAAGGUCGUCAUGUUCCCGCCACCCGUUAAAAGUUAUAUCCUUUACCACUCCAACAUCGGACAAGCCUUGAUGGACCUUGGACAUGACGUGUGGAUAUGUUUACCUGACCAUUUAGUUGAGACGGGAUUCCUCCAACACCAUGCUAUCAAGCGCAUUGUUUACGGCACAGGACUUGGAGACAUCGAGGGAAAACUCUUCCAGUCCACACAAAUGUUUGAUAAAUUUUGGGCAGGAGAAGAAAACUCUUUCCGAAAUUUGUUUCCCCUUAUUAAUUAUUUUAAAUCUUUUUCCAUAGAAGUUUUAUCAGAAACAGAAUUUGUACAGAGUGUCAAGAAUAUAAAUCCUGAUUUAUUCAUAUUAGAUGCCUUCAUGUUUACUAGGAAUCUCUUGGUGCUGCCUUACAAACUGGAUUUGUCUUUUGCUCUUAUUGGAACUUUGCAUGAUAUGAAUUUGGCCAGGGUACCGUACAGCCCAGCAGCCGAGCCACACGUGACACAAAAGGUGACCAACAGAAUGACUUUCUUUCAGAGGGUAGAGUCAACGUUUAUUGCCUUAUUUUCGAUAACCUUCCACAUUUUCACAGAUGAUGACGUAGUUACCAGAUUCGCCCCUGAAAAGCCUUAUAAACCAUUGAGUGACAUCGCCUUGCAAGCUGAAAUAUUCAUCUCUGACACUGACCACAUCCUUGACUAUCCUCAGCCAGUGCUACCAAACACAAAACUUAUUGGGGGAUCUUCUGUCAGUGAAUCCAAACCUUUGACAGGAGAUUAUUUUAAUUUUUUUAACAGUUCUGUCAACGGUGUAGUGGUGGUUACCUUUGGGAGUACCGACAUGGACGUGCCUACACAUAUCAUGAACAAAAUGGUGGCCGCCUUCGAUAAACUUGAUUUGAAUGUUGUGUGGAAAGCUAAUUUAACCUCUCCUAGGCCGGACAAAAUCAUGAUUUCAAAAUGGUUGCCUCAAAAUGAUCUCCUGGGUCACCCCAAGACCAAAGUGUUUGUAUCACAUUGUGGUAAGAAUGGACAGUACGAAGCUCUUCAUCACACCGUGCCCAUCCUUUGUUUGCCCAUCUUUGGCGACCAGUUCCACAAUGCCGAACGUAUUUCUGUUAAAGGAUUCGGGCUGGAAUCUGAUCUAAGAAAAAUCACAUCAGAAGAAUUUGCUGACCUGAUCAAAGAAGUCGCCUAUAAUCCCAAAUACAAGACCAACAUACAGAAGGCAUCGGCGUUAUUCAAAGAACUCUGCAAAGAACCAAUGAAGGAAGCCGCCUACUGGUUUGAUCACGUGAUGAAAUACGGGGGAGGAUACAUGAGGUCAUCUGGCCAAGAAAUGCCCAUGUAUCAAUUUCUUCUCUUGGACGUCAUCGCUUUCUUCAUUGGCGUCAUUUCUUUGUUAGCUUUACUGACGGCCACAGUGGUCAUUUUUUGUUAUCGAUGUUUGAGAAAUAGAAAGAUCAAAGCUGAUUAGAAUUUUUCUGAAGUCCUUUGACUGUCCCAUCCCUUCAUUAGUAGUCCAUUUACUGUAUCACCAUGACUGUCCUGUCCCCUCGUUAGUAGUCCAUUUACUGUAUCACCAUGACUGUCCUGUCCCCUCGUUAGUAGUCCAUUUACU
Messenger RNA from Lymnaea stagnalis (great pond snail), 6916 nucleotides. The record is from the annotation of a GenBank genome assembly. Lineage: Eukaryota; Metazoa; Mollusca; Gastropoda; Lymnaeidae.